Plectropomus leopardus (leopard coralgrouper) is the source of this 8334-nucleotide messenger RNA. NCBI's taxonomy places the organism in Eukaryota, Metazoa, Chordata, Actinopteri, Perciformes, Serranidae. The record is from RefSeq and is a predicted model, not a curated record.
GGUCCUGUCACAGCAAAGCGAUAACACUAGUCUGAACAAAAAAGAAAAUAUAACAGAUAACGAGCUGCUCUGCUUUGGUUUGCUGUGGCCAGCACACCCGGGCUCUGGGGCGGCUGAAUAACAAAACUAUAAGAUCGGAAUAUUGCAACACCAGAGAGCAAUCUCACUAAUCAGUCGGUGUUAGUUGAAUGUGUUGCCGUGAAGCCUUAACUAUCUCUCUCUCCCUCUCAGACCAAAGAAAAAAGAGACAGCCAAGACACUGUCACCCCGUCCGACAUCAUCAACAAACAAAAACCCCACAAAGAGACGAAGCAGCCAGCCAGCCAGCCAGCCAGCCACCAUCUUAACAGGCUGCUGAAAGAGACACACACUGAGAGAAAAUGCUUAUUUUGAUCAACAGGUUAUUAAGGUGAUGGUGGACUCUGACAACCGUGACUGAGGACCUUAACCAGAGCGCAAAAAAAAAAAAAAAAAGACCGGACAGCAAGAACAGCAGCCUGCAUAAAACUUCUUACACGGAUCUACAACACACUUGAUCAAACUCAAAGCUGUGCUGCACAGCUGUUAAGCAUAAGAGGAGCAACAGCUCUGGACCAAAGGUAGCUGAUGCUACGUGGAGUUUAAGACCUUUUUGAGCAAAAGUCAAAGAAGCUGAAACGUUUUUGCUCUGAUGUUCAUGGACCUGUGUGGAGUUACGUGGACCUGAUAAAGAAAUGGAGGGAUAUUAGUUUGGGCUUGGCGCCUGGUUUUCUGCUUCCCAUUAUCGUGUGGAGUACAGAGGGCCAGUAGCUGAACUGUUGGCUGCUGCUGGACGGACCGUCGCGGCCCGGGGUUGAAUCGAGCUGCUUCAACAGAGCUGAUGCCAAGGCCAGGAGUCAGCCAUGAUGUUUUUAUAACCUGAUGAUCAGCAGAGAGAUGGUGAGGAAGAAGAAUCCCCCUAUCCGGAGUGUGGGAGGUGAGGAGGAGGAGGAGGAAGAAGAGGGGAGGAGGCCAGCAGGAGAAGAAGAAGAGGAGGGCGAGGAGGAGGGGAGAGUAGGAGCAGAGGCCGAGCGAAUAAACCGACCCUCUGAACCGGAAUCCUCCGACCGGAUCAGAGGAGAUGAGGAGCAGGAAGAGGAGGAGAGCGAGUGUGUAUCCUCAUCUGUCUCUCCCUCCUCUGUCGGAGAGCGCGACUGCAGUGAGGAGAGAAGGGAGAGGAGAAGAGGAGGAGGAGGAGGGGGGAGGGCCAAACAAGGAGGAGCAGCGUCAACCGACAGACCCGAGAGCCAGUCGGACCCUGAGGAUGGGGAGAAGGGGUUAGAGGAAGGAGAGAGAAGCGAGAGAGACAGAGGGGAGGCAGAUCACCUCACUGCUCCUCUCCUCUCCGCUCCCCACCUCCUCCCCAGACAGGAAGGAGGGGAGGAGUCGACAACCGACACCCCUCCGCUUUCCUCCAGCCCCUCUCCUAAACUCCAGGACUUCAAGUGCAACGUGUGCGGUUACGGUUACUAUGGAAACGACCCCGCUGACCUGGUGAAGCACUUUAGGAAGUAUCACCUGGGUCUGCACAACCGCACACGGCAGGACGCUGCCCUCGACACACACAUCCUGGCCCUCCACAACAUGGCUCCCCAACACACACCUCUAGAUAUACAGGCAGGACAGGGGCAGAGGAACCAAGCCAAAGAGUUGGGAAAGACAAGACCAGAUAUGCACAUUCAACAGCACAGGACAGUUAUGAUGAACGGCACAUACGACGUACAGGUGACGCUGGGUGGCAAGUUAAUUGGGAUUGGCCGGAAGACCUCUGAUUGCCAGGGGAAUACGAAAUACUUUCGCUGCAAAUUUUGCAACUUCACGUACAUGGGCAGUAACUCCUUAGAACUUGAACAACACUUCCUGUCCUCGCAUCCAAAUAAAGUCAAAACACCGCCAACCACGCCUCUGCUGGCCACCAAUAACCUGGCGACGCACGACAACCAGGGAAAGGGGAGGAGUCAGAUCUUAGAUGGGGCGGAGCGAGUUGCAGUGAGAGCGGAAGACGACUCCUUGGUGGGAUACUCCAUCCCUGUCAGGGCGUGUUCAGAUUCGUCAGGCUGGACUGGGGAGGCGGGUCGAGAUGGCGUGCAGACGUAUUACUGGUGUAAAUUCUGUAGCUGGAGCUGCGAGUGGUCGGGGGGCUCAGCGAAACUUUUAGAGCACUACGAACAAAGACACAGAAUGAGCACGGGAGGUACGAUGAGCCCCAGCAACUCUAAUCCUAGUGGGGUGGACAGGGAGAGAGGAGGGAGAAGAGAAGGAGGAGAGAGAGGUCACGUGUCAUCCAAAAGCCGCAAAGAUGUAUCAUCCAACCCGUCCAGCACCAGCCAAGGAGACGCAAACAGCAGUGAUUCAGAAGCAGUCGUGACCAGUUAUAACUGCCAGUUGUGCGAUUUCCGGUACUCAAUGGCUCACAGUGCAGAUGUGAUCGUAGUAGCACCGUUACUAUUGCACUACCAGCACAACCACUCCAUCCACAGAUGCUGCAUCCAGCACUGCAUGUACUGUCCACAGGGGCUCUGUCAGCCACAGAAACACCUGGGGGAGGUGUCUCACCCUUUUGCUUGUCGGAAGCCCAGCUGUCCUAAAUGCUGUUCCAAGUUUCCUCCGUCCACCAAGCAGCAAGACACCAUCGGAUCGAAACCUGCUACCGCCACCUCACCCAGCAUGACCCCUCCUAAUCCCCGAGGUGACCCCGGUAUGAUUUCGGGAUCAACUUUUCACUCCUCUAACCCUGCCCAUCCUGUUGUCGCACAAGGCGUCACCCACUUGUGCGACCAGUGCGCAUUUGCCACCACGGACAUCGAUGUGUUGCUCCAGCACUACGAAAGCUGCCACACCUUGAUCAACCUAAAGGGGGCACCGCCACAUGUCAAGGCUGAGGAAGAGGUUGGAGGAGACAAGGAAGGGGUGAGAGGAGGAGGAGGAGGAGAGAGGGAGUACUCGUGUACAAAGUGUCACUUCAUCACAGAAGUGGAAGAGGAGAUUUUUAGACACUACAGGCGCGUCCACGCAUGCUGCCGUUGUCGACGCUGCGACUUCACGGCUCCCGAUUCGUCGGCCCUCCUCGACCAUUUUAACUCGGCCCACUGUCACGACUCCUCUCCCUCAUUAAGCUCAUUGACAACGAACUCCUUACCCACCUCAGUGACGCCUUCGUUAACGCUCUCAGCCAAUGGCUGCUCGGCUCCCUCAACUUUAGCCAUUAAAGAAGAAAGCAAGGGGGAUCUUCGCCUCCUCUACUCCCUUGCACCGCCUGAGGGACGGUUGGCAGAAGGAGGCCGAGAAGAGGUAGGAGGAGUGGUAAAAAGUGAGGGAGGUGAGGAGAAAGACAGAGAGCGGGAGAAAGGCUGGGUCCUUGGGGAGACGAGAGGACUGGGAGAGAGAGGAGGCGAGCAGGCCCACGGGUUACUCUGGGUACCCAAGGAGCGGAUGGGGCCAGAAAGAGGAGUAGAAAGAGGAGCAGGAGGUGGGAGUCCUUCUCUUUUCUCCUCCCCUCUCUCACUGUCAUUUGUUUCAGCCAAUCACGAGGCCUCGCAGCAGAAAAGAGGCGUGGCUUCACCUAGCAUGGUUUACCUGGGAGACACCAAGUCGUUUAUGGGAGAUACCAAGUCGUUUUUGGGAGAUGCCAAGCUGUACGGAGGAGGAAGGCCAGGAGGAACCACUGCAGGUGGAGGUGGAGCAGAGAAACGGAGCCAGAUGCCUCAGCAGUACGCAGGGGGAGGAGGGAGCGGGGGUGGAGGAGGACAGGAGAAAGGAGGAGCCGCUAAAGAGGAGUCCCAAUCCCUAUUACGGCGACGCAGAGGCAGCGGGGUCUUCUGUGCAAACUGUCUGACCACCAAGACAUCGCUGUGGAGGAAGAACGCUAAUGGGGGCUACGUCUGCAACGCAUGUGGUUUAUACCAAAAACUACAUUCGACACCCAGACCUCUAAACAUCAUAAAACAGAACAACGGUGAACAAAUCAUCCGCCGCAGAACUCGAAAACGCAUCAACCCCGAUUCCCUGUCAUCAGAGACACCCGCCCCCAAGCAGCAACGCAUCACCGGUGUGUGUGAGCGUGUGAACGGGGAAGAGUCAGACCGAAGUUGUGCAUCGACCAAAAACCAGCAGCCUUCCCCUUGCUCACGCUCACCCCGAUCCACUCAAGCCUUUCUUGCCAAUCAAACAUUGGAGAUCCACCGACGCAUGCCUCCUCUUCUCCUCCCUUCACAUCCACCCACCUCGUUGGUAGCUGAGGGCAAUGGGAGCAUCGCUGAGGGAGGGAUAAUAUCAAAAGUAGAGGGAGGUAAAGGAGGAGGGGGGUCAGAGAGAGGCAGUCCGAUUGAAAAGUACAUGCGUCCAUCCAAACCGUCCAGUUAUUCGCCUCCUGGUUCGCCCAUUGAGAAGUAUCAAUACCCUCUUUUCUCCUUACCUUUACCAUUAACCCUCUCACCUGAUUUGACACCUGAGUCAGAUUGGCUCAGAUUCUGGACCAAGUACAAGAUGGCAGCAACCUCUGGGGUUCCUGGCAGCAUCAGUAACCUAAGCAGCCCCGGUAGCCUCGGAAAUAACGCUCAUUAUCUCGGUGCAAUGGUGGCUCCAGUACAGCAUCAUCAGCAAAGCUACACGGUGCCUUACUGCGCCUCUCCUUACUCUCCUCUUCCGCCUCCCCCAGCUCCUCCUCAUUACCCUCCUCCUCCUCUCCACUCCCAAACCUCAUCACCCUCAUUAGAAAACGAUGCCCCUUUGGAUCUCGCAAUAAGACAAAGAGAUACUGCAAAUGUACACAUGUCGACAAACGGUGCCGAGAGAGGAAGGCAGGGGUCGCCACUUGCUGAGAGGUUGAGAGAGAACUGGAAAGGAGAAAAGGAGGAGGAGGAGGAGGAGGAGAGGAUAGAUGAAGGAGGGAACAAGAGGGAGGAAAGAGGAAAGGAAGAUUUGACAAAAAGUCAGCCAAGCAUCCCAUCGAAUCGCGCAAUGGUGGAAGCAGCCACGCAGGAUGACCUGAGCAACCGCUGCAUCCACUGUGGGAUCUACUUCCUCGACGAGGUCAUGUAUGCCCUGCACAUGAGUUGCCACGGCGACCAGGGGCCAUACCAGUGCAGUUUUUGCCUCCACGUGUGUGUGGAUCGAUAUGAUUUCACCACGCACAUACAGAGGGGCUUACACAAGUACACAGACAAAACAAAGAGGAUUCACGCACAGGACGGCCUGAUUCAAAAUGUCCCGGCAAUGUCGGAGUGUCAAAAUGCGACACCGGGCGAAAAAGACGAGGGUGAACGUAGCGCAGAUGAAAGCAAUGAUGUCAUAGGAGUUUGUCAUGACGACCAAGCAGAAGAAACUACAGGCAACAAUGCCACUGACAACGAAACAGAAGUUGAAAAGGAAGAAAGAGGAGACGGUCAUGACGUCAUAAACCAGGAAGAGGGCGAUGUGUCAGCUAGUAACAAUGACGUCACAAAAACGACAGAGGUCACGACUGUUGCUGAAUCUAAAAACUUAGAAGAAAACACAGAGUAAUUAAUCUGAUGCCUUCGACUUACACACAACCUCUAAGAACGUGUUUUUUUGAAUGAAUAAGCUGUCGGCCUCCACGUUUCUGGAGGCUUGCUCAUGUCAAAAUGGGCCUAUCCUGGGCACUAAAUGGAACACAUCCUUAUGCUGGAAGCACUCGGCUGUCAAAUGGUCAAAAAUCAUUGUAGGAUCCCGCUGAACUGCUGCAGGGUUGGAUGAAUAGCCUGAAUCCUGCGUUGAGCGACGGCCACUUGACAGCUCCGUGGCAAGUCUUCAACAACAGUGUCCGGGCAUGCAGCUGAAAUCACCUUUAAUAAACAGCCACUUCAUGCGCUUUCCAAAUAAGAGGAUUGGAAGCUCGACUGAAAGUUGGACUGCUCACAUUUAGGAUGAGGAGCUCAGCACUUGCACAGCCACCAUACAGCAGAGCAAAAAAAAAAAAAAAUGCUAGAAGCAAAACACUUAAACUGAGCUGUUUUGUUAUGCACCAUGCUAAACUGAACCCCGAGCUGGCCGAAACUAGUCUGAUGCAUCAUUCAGGCCAUUUUAUCCUGGUACAACCAGAUCUCAUCUGGUUAGAACUACUCUGUUCUGGUCCAGAGCCUGUUUUUGACUAUUGCAAAUGGAUCCAAAACCAAAACUUAUUUUGACUUUGUGAAACUGGUCAGAGCUAAACCAGUUAUUUUGGGAGCAGUUUAAACUGGUGUUGGUACAAAAGGAUCAGGUGGCUCCUUUCACUCAAGCCCUGUUGCUCAUAAAACUGGCAAAAACAACAAGUGGCAAAAUCACCACGGCUGCAAAGUGGCCCCAAAUGGGAGACUGUUUGGGUUUGACUUUUUUGAACUGCUUGAAAACCAGUUUCAACUGGUUGAACCGGAGUAAUUCCGGACCGAAGUGUUCUCUUCAUCCAUUUGGAUCAAACCAAGUGACAUUAUUUUUUACCUUCCUCCGUGCCAUGAUACUAGCUACGUGCCUGGCUGCCUGCCUAAUAGAACAACCAUCUAUUAACCUGCUUAACAUUUAUAUUAAUGAUAAUAAUGGUAAUAAUAAUAAUUAUAGUACAAAACAUGCAAUUUGCUACACUUUCCUAUAUAAUAUGUUAUUUUGUAAAGGCAAAUAUUUUUUUUUUUUUGCAGGAAAUGGUACUAUAAAAAUGUAGGUAUUUUUCUUUUUUGAGCUAUCGGUUGUUUGCGUUCUUAUGGAGACUUGUUACGCCGUCUAACAGAAAUGGUACAGCAAAAAGAGGGGGGGUUGUGUGUAUGUGUGCAUUUGUGUAAUUGCGUUCUGUGUGUGUAAGGAUCAAAGGAUGCUUCCGUCCCCAAACAAUGAUGUAAACAUAAUGAAGGCUCGCGCUUGGUAUUUCAGUCCUCAGGGGUCACACGUGUUGCACACCAACCCACCUGUUUCAUAGCAUGUGACACAUCUUUUUUUUUUUUACAUGUCGAAUGGUCGAAUGGUUUUAGCAUGUUACGUAAUGUUCUCUUAAGUUCUCUUAUAUGUGUUCUUAUCAUGUUUCUGUGUUAAUAGGUCAAAAUGGUCUUAGUAUGUAACUUUAUCUGUAUGUCUUUCACUUGGUUUUAUAGAGAGACUUAGGAACUUAGGGAAAUCAACCCUACAUUUUUUUCAUGAGGAUCAAUUUUUUGGGUUAACUGUUUGAACUUUUACUCUGUAUUGAGUCUACAGAGCUUCUUGCCUACAGUGUUUUAUUCAGCCUAUUAUAUUUCGGAGAGUUUUUUAGGCUACCUCUAUGUAGCAUGUUAGCGUCUUAUAAAAUCUGCAAAAUAUGUUGCCUUUUCAGUGGAUGGGAACUGUUACACGUUAGACCUAAAUUAACCUAAAGGUUACAUUUUAUAAUUCAGUGAAGUAAAACCAGCGUAUUUCUUUCAACUCAUCCCACUUUUCUGCCAUCCACUACCCACUGAGAUAAGAAAAAGACCCAUCUGAUAUCAUGACGGAGUCUCUCUUUAAACCAAAUCUUCAUAGUUUGUUUUCCUCGUUGGGAGAGUCAUGACAGUCAGGUCCUUGAAAGUCCCCCUGUUCUGUAGAAUGGAGCAACACAGUGGCCAUCUUGUUUAUUUUUAUAAAAAGAGAAUCACUUCUCUUGCCUUGCUGCCUUAGUUGCUAGAAAACAAACAUUAAAAAAAUUCACCAAGAGACUCCUUUUGAAGAACGUAAUAAUAGGCCGAAAGAAAAUAAAAAGACAGGAAGGAAGAAAUAAUGAGAUAUUUUUCUAUGCUUAUCCAAAAAACAUGAAUGAAAAACAUAUUCCGCCUAGUGCCUGGUAACUUGUACAGUUUUUCUAGUAAGUGUAAUCGUCUGUGUCGAGAAGUUAUGUAAGUUAUGAUUCAUGUCAGGCAGAGGCUGGGCAAACAGACUGCUAUAUUUAAUUCCUGUGCACCGAGUUAUCAGUCAUCAAUUUUAAUGCUUGAUUUCAGUGUAGUUGUCUUUUCGGCCCACGAUAGAGACCCACUUGCUUUUAAAAAAAUGAAAUUGGUUGCUAUGCUAACUGUCAAUCACUAUCCACCAUUUUUGCAUGUACGUAUGUACACAAUUCUGUAGAAAUGUUUGGACAUGCCCUUUUAUAUGAUCAUACCAAGAGGAUGUGCUGUUCUUGGUAUUUGGUUUCUUUUGAUCUGGGAGCUCAAUUAAGGCAUACAGUCAUGUCACCACAGUGCCCAUAUCAUGGUAAAGGUUAAAGGUCAUGUUAAGGUGUUGUUUCUCUACAGAUUAGCUGAUUAGAAAAUGGAUUAACCCUUUGAAACCUGGAGCAAUUUUCUUGUGUUGUUUUCAGACGCCUUUUGCAAGUAUUUAAACCUUUGA